This is a messenger RNA of Exophiala xenobiotica, 1362 nucleotides long. RefSeq lists its product as uncharacterized. The transcript is spliced from 6 exons. Gene Ontology annotation, molecular function: flavin adenine dinucleotide binding; NADP binding; N,N-dimethylaniline monooxygenase activity. Bases 1 to 1362 code for a protein of 453 amino acids. NCBI's taxonomy places the organism in Eukaryota, Fungi, Ascomycota, Eurotiomycetes, Chaetothyriales, Herpotrichiellaceae. The record is from RefSeq and is a predicted model, not a curated record.
AUGGAGUGUGACGACGGCGAAACAGGCACGGCCACGAUAUUGGUCGAGCAUGCGGCCGAAGGGGAAAAUCGCAUGAUCAUCAUCAUUCUUGGAGCAAACCAUGCUGGAAUGGAUGUUGAGCGUGUCGAGGGGCUUUUCGGGUGCGAUCGCGAUCGGCAUAGCUCGCCUCACGUCGUCGUCAUCCAAGGCGAGCUCCCGCGGACGACGACGCUGGCGCUAACUACAACACUUCAAUAUCCCAAUUGUGCCUGCGAUAUCCCUAGCCAUGCGUACUCCUUCAAGUGGGCUCUCAACCCGGAAUGGCCGAGGUUUUUCAGCAAGUCCGAGGACAUCUGGCAAUACUUGGACAAGAUAUGCAAGGUAUUCAGCCUUCGACGGUACAUGACCUUCAACGCGAGUGUUGUUGAGUGCCGAUGGAAACCUCAACAGGGAAAAUGGAGUGUCAAGUACGAACAAAUCAUUAAUGGGGAGACGCUGGCUUUUGAGGAAACCUGCGACAUUUUGCUCCAUUUGACUGGAGUAUUGAACAAGCCAGCCUGGCCGUCAGUGGACGGCCUGGAUGUAUUCAAGGGAAAAGUGAUCCACACUGCAUCGUGGCCGAAGGGCUACAACCAAGCCCAAUGGCAGAAGGAAAAGGUUGCUGUGAUCGGUAGUGGAGCAUCCUCAAUCCAGACCGUGCCUGGGAUGCAGCCAUUUGUGCGACACAUGGACAUCUUUGUCCGUACUGCGGUUUGGUUUGUCCAAAUUGCCCGAAACUACGGCCAGAAUUAUGAAUACUCUCAGCACGAUAAAUCCACCUUUCGAAAAGACAAACGGCGUAUCGUUGAGCAUGCCAAAGAUCUCGAAGACCAAGUCAACGGGAUUUUUGAUGGAUUCUUCCGUGACUCGGACGCCCAAAAAGACCUACGCGACACUUACACGGCGCGGAUGACCAGCAUGAUCAAAGAUGAGAAGUUGAGGAAAGGCUUCACGCCCAAGUUCGCGGUCGGUUGUCGCAGAGUCACCCCAGGUGAUCCGUAUAUAGAAGCGGUCCAACAACCCAAUGUCUCUGUCCAUUUCACGGAUAUGCAGAGAUUGACCGAGAACGGAGUCGUCGGGAUGGACGGUAUCGAACGCCAGGUUGACACGGUCAUCUGUGCAACAGGCUUCGAUGUCUCUUUUCGACCUGUUUUCCCGGUCAUCGGCGAGCAUGGUGUCGACCUGGCCGCAAAGUGGAAGAAGAUACCCGAAUGCUAUUUGGGUAUCACCAUACCUGGCUUCCCGAACUUGGCGACCUUUAUCGGUCCGACAUGGCCAAUCUCGAACGGGUCUUGUUUGGGACCUCUGGAUGCUGUUGGCAACUACGCCAUCCAGAUGAUUUAG